AUGCGCCCUCCGUCUAUCUUCGGCGUGGGCACGGCUUUAGGCCUGGUGAGCAAUGCUUUUGCUGCUCCUGGUCUUUUGCAGGAGACGUGCCCCGAUAGUGGUAUUCAAGUGGUUGAAGUCCAGCCAUAUAAAGUUAUUUACAAUGGCCAGACCUCUACUACUGUAGUGACCCGUACUUACACCCAGUAUGCGGACUCGACUGGAACACCCAACUCUAAUGGUGCUGGCUCGUCGCCCCCGUCCAACAAUCCCGACAACUCGGGUCAGCCUGGUGGAUCUGAAUCAGACUGCGAUGGUUGUGCAACCGUCACAGCUACAGCUUCAGUUACUUUCCGUACCACCAUUCCACCUGAUACCCUAGGUGGAGUUUCUACUGUCAUUGCUGGCUACCCUCCCCCCGUUUGUCACGAGUGCAUUACUGUCACUACCACUGGCCCCAUUGCAUACGUCACUACUGUUCCCCCAGCCGCAUCUGGUGGCAAGAGCACUGUUAUUACUUGCAACAGACCGGAGACUGUCACUGUAACCCCCCAUGUCUGCCAUGAGUGUAUCACUGUCACUACCACUGGUUCCACCGCAUACAUUACUACUAUUCCACCAGCUUCAUCUGGUGGUAGGAGUACUGUCGUUACCUGUAACGGACCCACGACUGUCACCGUGACGCCCACAGUUACUAUCACCGGCAAUGUCACAGAACCAACAACAAUUCUCCCGUCGACUGGUACCCUACCAUGCACGGCUACAGUUAUUGUACCCCACCGAGUCUACACUACCCUGACCACAGAAGGGCCCAUUCCAGGAACUACAACCUUGCCAUUGCCUUCUGACUGUGGCGAGUCCUGUACCGCGACUGUCAUUGUCACCGAAGUCAUUAAUCACACUACUCUCACUACAACAGGGCCUGUUGCUGGAACAACGACUCUAUCAGUUACCUCAGGUUGCUUUAUCUGCACUGAGACUGUUAUUAUUACAAACACUCCUGGCUCUACUCACUGGGUCACUGUUACAACUACUGGUCCGAUAGCCGGGACGACUACUCUGCCUCUUACCUCAGGUUGCCUGACCUGCACUGAAACAGUAGUUAUUACAGAUAUCCCAACAGGCUCUCGACCUAUUACAACUGUUAUUACAACGGGCCCAACUGCAGGCACAACUACCCUACCUUUCCCCUCAAACUGCCCUACCUGUACUGAGACUGUUGUUUUGACAGAUGUCCCGACAGGGUCUAUACCUGUAACAACUGUAACUACGACAGGGCCUGUUGCGGGUACAACUACCCUGCCUGUACCCUCAGAUUGCCCUACCUGCACAGAGACUGUAGUCAUUACAGAUGUUCCAAGUUCCCAAUCUCGACCUACUAUUACAGUUACAACUACAGGCCCAUUUGCUGGAACGAUCACUCUACCUAUCCCAUCAGAUUGCCCUACCUGCACAGACACUGUAGUAAUUACAGAUGUCCCAACAGGGUCUCGACCUGUUACAACUGUGACUACAACAGGACCUGUUGCUGGAACGACCACUCUACCUGCCUCCUCAGACUGCUCUACAUGUACUGAGACUGUAGUUAUUACAGAUGUUCCAACCAGUUCCUACUCUCAGCCAACUGUCACCUCUACAACUACUGGCCCAACAGCUGGAACAACUACUCUGCCUGUCCCCUCAAGCUGUCUUACCUGUACCGAGACCGUUAUUGUUACAGAUGUUCCAACCAGUUCCUACUCCCAGCCAGCUGUUACAGUUACAACUACUGGCUUAACAGCUGGUACCACGACGCUACCUGUCCCCUCAGACUGCCUUUCAUGUACUGAGACUGUAGUUAUUACAGACGUUCCGUCGACUUCAAGCACCUCAACUAAUCCUGGAGGAGGUCUAACUACUAUUACCAACCAAGCAACCACUACAGGUUUGACUACCCUACCUGCUACAUCUGGAGGAACAACUACUGUUGUCACCUUUGCCACUCCAAUGGAAACUACUCUCACGUCAGGAGGGGUAUCCUUUGCUACAACUACCCUCCCUGCUACAAGUGGAGGAACGACAACCGUCGUCGUGUAUACCCCUACUGGAUGUCCUACCCCGUCAUGCCAGCCCGGACUUGCAUGGGACUACUAUACAGCUGAAAUGUCUGAGGAUGGGACAUGGGGACCUGGACUCAUUCCCCUCAACACCGACAGUGAAUCAAACGGUGCAAAUGGCGAGUUUAGUCAAGGGCCCUUUCAGGUUGUUCAGCAAGGUCUUACCCCAUACGCAUCUGGAACAACAAACGUCACUGGCUUUGAUCGUGUCGAGUAUAACCAGGUACUCGAUGGAGAAAACUUGAAGCCAGAUAAUCAAUGGUCUGUCUACAAUUUCUAUGGAAAUUUCUAUCCCUUCUACACCGGAGUCUAUACGUUCUGGUUCACCGACAUUGAUGAUGGCGCGGCAUUAUGGAUAGGUCCUGACGCAGCUUCGGGGUAUAUGAACCCUCAAAACUCUGUCGCUAGGGGUAGUUCGGCCCUUGACUUGAGGGGUAACGCCAACGCAACUGCCACCUUCCAAACCGACGCUUGUUCUAUCAUUCCUUUCAGGAUCAUUCUUGUCAAUGCUCAAACUGCUUCCAGUUAUUCUUUCACUAUUACAGAUCCAUAUGGAAAUAUCAUAAUAUUAUUAGGUGUCUAUAGAGUUCUGGAUUUGAAAAGGUCCGCAAUGCCUUCGUUAGCUCGUGGUUCGGUCCCCUCCCAGCCCUUCGAGUCCUCACUCUCCACCACCAACAGCUUCGAGAGCUCUGAUAGGUCCGGAUACAGGGGCUUCUUGUACAACUAUCUAACCAAACAGGGAAUCUACAAAGUAGACAUGGUUGGCUCCGCCAAGGCCGGCGGGAUGAGUGAUCCGGGCAACGAGGGCCACAACGGGGCUACAAUCUCACAGAUAUCGGGCUUUGCAGACCUAUCUCUUGGCCAGCGCCCCAAAGUAGUCCUGUUGCAUGCUGGUUCUAAUGAUUUGGGCAAUGAUAACGAUGCAGCACGUGCUAUAAACUGUCUGGCCGAUCUGGUUGACAAGAUCAUCAAGGAGUGCCUUGACGCUGCUGUUCUUGUAGCUGCAAUUAUCCCAGCUACGGACAGAGCAAGACAGGGUCGCAACAACAGUUAUAAUGCUGGCAUCGCAGCCCUUAUUUCCUCUCGCGCGAGUGCUGGCAAGAAGAUUCUCCUCAUGAACAUAGACAUGGUGCUGAUCACGGAUGGACUCUCUGGAGGCCUCCAUCCGAAUGAUGAAGGAUAUGGCGUCGUGGCGACACAUUGGGCUGGUGGUAUCGAUGAGGCGUUCCAAAGGGCUGGGUCAAAGACCCUGGUAAUCGCGAGUGGAAGUGUUAUCAACUCUACUGUGAGCCUGGAAAUACUUACGGCAAGUCCAAAGACUGUGCAGACCACUGCUCAGAAGACGAGCGAGUGCUUCUGGAUCGAUGGCAAGGGUGUGGCACCAGCCUUCAAAUCCACCAGUAGCAGUAGCUGCUCUAACUUGGAGAAAAAGGUUCCCAGUGUUUUUCUGGCUGAUAUUGACGGUGACGGGCGAGACAACUACCUCCACGUCCAAGUGGAUGGCGAGGUUUACAUGUAUUGGAAGGCUGGCAACGCUCCCGAUACGGGUGCCAAUUCUGGUAAGGUCCAGUGGCAGCCUAUGGGCGUCGUUGCGAGUGGCGGGGGGGCCAAGGGAUAUCAGGUUCGGUUUGCCGAUCUCAACGGCGACGGCCGUGCCGAGUUUCUUUGGGUCAAGGACUCUGGGUCUGCGACAGCCUGGUGGAACUGGGGGUUCAGCCAUGAAGGCUCUACUAAGUUUGUCUGGGGUCCAGCCUCGGGCGAGGAGAUCGCUACGGGCACCGGAGACGGUCAAGGCGUGCACUUUGCCGACAUUAACGGCGAUGAUCUAGCUGAUUUCAUACACCUCUCAGAAAAAGGCGCCGCUACCUUAUCAACCAGGGACGCCGCGACACAGGAAACUGGGGCUGGUGGGAAUGGGGCGUCGUUGCUACCAAGGUUGGCUCGAAGCGUGAGAAUAUCCGCUUUGCGUAAAUAA
Molecule: messenger RNA, 4050 nt
Organism: Fusarium subglutinans
Lineage: Eukaryota; Fungi; Ascomycota; Sordariomycetes; Hypocreales; Nectriaceae
Product: FLO9-like protein
Exons: 7
Coding region: 1-4050 (1349 amino acids)
Molecular function (GO): phosphatidylcholine lysophospholipase A1 activity
Source: RefSeq, a predicted model, not a curated record